Rhodamnia argentea is the source of this 613-nucleotide messenger RNA. RefSeq lists its product as uncharacterized. The coding region runs from base 163 to 537 and encodes 124 amino acids. The record is from RefSeq and is a predicted model, not a curated record. Gene Ontology annotation, cellular component: cytosol; nucleoplasm. The transcript has a single exon. Gene Ontology annotation, molecular function: proteasome binding; ubiquitin binding; polyubiquitin modification-dependent protein binding. Lineage: Eukaryota; Viridiplantae; Streptophyta; Magnoliopsida; Myrtales; Myrtaceae. Gene Ontology annotation, biological process: proteasome-mediated ubiquitin-dependent protein catabolic process.
ACGCCACCAAAUUCUCUUUCUCAAAACCGAUCCUCAGGCCCUCCCCAAAGGCAUGCCCCGAAAGAACCACCUAGAACUCACGAAAAUGCAUCGUGCAUUGCCGUGUUUCAGGUGCGUGAACAAGUCCAUGGUCUUUUCGGCUCUGCCCCACAAAAAUGGACGAUGCGGCGCGGGCUCUUCGAGCUUAGACAUCGAGAGAUGAAGGUGGUGGUGGAGAUUUUGACCGGAGUCCUGUUCUCUGCCGAUGUUCCCAGUGACGGCACGGUGGCGGACCUCAAGCAGGAGAUCGGAGCCCAGCAGGAGCUCCCUCGCGACCGUCUCAUCCUGUUGCUCUGCGACGGGGAUCGGAGCAAUCCCAUCAAGGACGACGAAGACGGGGCUCGUCUGGUCGAUGUCGGGAUCAACGAUGGCUCCCACGUUUACCUCUUCUUCAAGCCCAUCGAUCCUGAUGAUCCUGAUCAAUCCCCACCCCAGGUGGUCGCAGUCGGUGGCGCGGAUGCUUCUCCAGAGGACCAGACGGUCGUUCAUAGUACUUGAACUUGAAUUAGUGUCUUUAGUUUUGUCCUUCAUAUGUUGAAGAAUCAUCUUCUUUCAGAAGCAUUGCAGUCGCCUU